AUGGAUCACCAGAUUUACGAAUCGAUCUACCCCGACUUCCAUGUUCCACUCCAUCUUUCCUUGUCCCAAUUGCUACAAAAAUACAAUCCAGAAGAUGUACCUGACAACAAACUAAUUCUGGAAGACCUAUCGCCUGGAGGCAGACAAGUGACCUAUGGCCAACUACGCACCGAAGCCGCUAUGGCGGCCGCGUAUUUCACAACUGUUCUGGGGCUAAAAGCCGGUGACACUGUCGCUAUUUAUGCAUCGAAUUCUGUUCGCUAUCCGAUUGUUGCGCAUGCGGUAAUGUGGUUUGGGGGUGUGAUCGCUGAGGACAGUGGAAUGAAUGCUUUAACAUCGGUUCAGGACUUGGUUCAUUAUCUGACUAUUUCCCGACCGAUGCUUGUGGUCACCGAUGGCCCAUUGCGGGUUAAGAUGGAAGAAGCCGUAUCCAGAGUCGAGGGUGUCAAUCCAAUGAUCAUGGCUCUCGAUGAGCUGUUCACGGACAUGUCUCAAAAAUGUCUCUCUCCAUGUCUGCCUUUCGAUUUGUCUGGAAAGGACAAUCGAAUACACCCCGCAUCGAUCAUGUUCAGCUCCGGUACAAGUGGUAAGCCCAAAGCCGUGCUUUGGAGCCAUUACAAUAUCAUUGCACAUGUUCUCCAACCUCGAGCUACUCUCCCAGAGCAAAACAACAGCCUCGAAAGAGAGGUUGUAUACGCACCUUGCUUCCUGGGGGCAGUCCUUAAGCCCGCAUUUCUAGGUUGCUAUGUUGUAGUCAUGAAACGAUUCGACUAUGAAGCAUACAUCGAAGCCUGCGCGAAAUCCCGAGUUACGAUCAUGAAAAUGAUUCCCGCAACAGCGGUGGCUAUUGCGAAAGACCAGACUGUCGAUAAGCAUGAUCUCGGUAGUGUCAGACAUAUCUUGUGUACUGGAGCUACACUCCAGGAGCAAAUCGUGAGGAGACUUCAGGAUAUUAUGAAGGGCUGUGCGAUCAUACAAAGCUAUGGGUACGUUUUCGUUCCGAUCUACCUCGACUAA
Messenger RNA from Penicillium concentricum, 1017 nucleotides. RefSeq lists its product as uncharacterized. The record is from RefSeq and is a predicted model, not a curated record. The coding region runs from base 1 to 1017 and encodes 338 amino acids. Gene Ontology annotation, molecular function: CoA-ligase activity. NCBI's taxonomy places the organism in Eukaryota, Fungi, Ascomycota, Eurotiomycetes, Eurotiales, Aspergillaceae. The transcript has 4 exons. Gene Ontology annotation, biological process: secondary metabolic process.